Messenger RNA from Bombina bombina (fire-bellied toad), 1333 nucleotides. Its product is annotated as glutaminyl-peptide cyclotransferase-like protein. Lineage: Eukaryota; Metazoa; Chordata; Amphibia; Anura; Bombinatoridae. The coding region runs from base 581 to 1204 and encodes 207 amino acids. Gene Ontology annotation, molecular function: glutaminyl-peptide cyclotransferase activity; zinc ion binding. The transcript has 3 exons. The record is from RefSeq and is a predicted model, not a curated record.
UAAUAAAAAAGCUUUGAGUGGAAGUCACAUGCUUCCUGUCUAGAGUGGAGCUCCAGUCUGCAGAUAGACUACUUUGGAACGCUGGAUGCGCUUGCCGAGCCCGGCCUAUGAGUUUAUGUUAUAAAGCAUUAUGGGUAAUUUUACCAGUAGUAAAGAUGGCGAUGAUCGCUGCUGUAAUAUCGAUACCAAUUCCUUGUGUAUAAACGACCAAUCAGCACGACCGGAAUUUAUGUACACGCCCACUGAUUGCGCUGAGUUGUCAAACAGUUGUGUCCAGUUUCGCAUUUCUCAUUGGCUGCCUGCCCUGUCAAUUACCAGAAUUCUUGUUUAUUUUAAGACAAGUUUAUUAUUGGUCACUUCUAUAGGAUUGUUUUCCCUGCAUUUGGAUUGGUCAGAAUACGCUACAACUGGAAUCUGAUUUGAUGAUCAAUUCUUCUUUGAUUUGAGUUGUCGAGCUAUACGCGGCCUUUUAUAAUUGACACUUUAAUUGUCCUAUCAUGAGCCGGUUCCCUAGCCACCUCACACUAUGAUUAGUCAGUGCUGUCCAGCCCCUUGCUUGUGAUUGGCUGCGCCUAUAUUAAUGGCUCAACGCCGGGCUGCUCGAUACUUGCGCCCCCCAGCUGGGGUCCCUGUGUCCAGGAGCCCGACCUAUCGCUCCUUACUGGUGCUGGGCGCCGGGGUCUUAUUGGGGGCCGCGCUACUGCUCUGGGAGGCCGGUGGCGGAGCUCAGGAAAAGGCUGUGGAGAGGGGGAGACAGAAUGCCCCCAGCAGUCUCUCCAGCAGUCUCCUUAAACAGCUGGUGUCCAGAGUAGAUGAGAAGCGUCUGUGGUCGUCCUUCCUGACACCAAUGCUUAUUGAGAGAUCACCGGGGAGUCCAGGGAACCGAGCAGUGAGAGAGCUUAUCUCCAAUCACCUGCGGUCUCUGUCUUCAAGGUGGGUUGUCGACUUGGACCUGUUUGACUCUGUGACCCCUCGUGGUACAUUACCUUUUGGGAAUGUGGUAGCCACAUUAGAUCCCUCUGCUAGUCGCCGUCUGGUGCUUGCCUGCCAUCUGGAUUCCAAGUGGUUCCCUGUAGACAAGAGAGGACGUCCUUUUGUUGGCGCCACUGACUCUGCUGUCCCCUGUGCUCUCAUACUAGAGGUUGUCACCGCUCUGGACACUUUGCUUGGGGAGCAUAAGAAGAAGGUGAAUUUUGUCUUCUAGACCGAUCUAUCCUCCAAGAAAUCAUGAAAUGUAUUAUUAUCUGGUUCCAUGUUUUGUUAAUACCUUUUGCAUGGCCUCAUGUCAGUAUUUAUUACCACUAACCUUUUAAAGAAUGACCAUAUUGCCUCC